CGCAUUCAUAGCACACUCCAGGCGGCUAAUAUGCUCCUGUUUUCGUUUUCGUUUCGUUUCCGUUUCCGUGCAAUGAGCAGUGACGCUCCGGUCCGCUAAUAUGCUCGGCUCUUGAGCUUCCCCCAAAUUCUGGUCUCUUGAAGAGUUUGCUACUGUCCUGAAGAACAACCUCGCAAUUUGCCAACUGAACUGCAUUAGCCAUGGCGGACGCCUCCCCUUCUCUGCCCCAAGCCGAGGAACUAGAUUUACAGCCGCCGCUGGACUCAGAAGCCUCUGUAAAGCCUAACCCAAUCGAAUGCACCCAAACCCAAAAUCAAUCGGAGCAAGUCUCUCAUCCUCAAUCUCCUCAAACCCUAACCCUAGAAACCCCCGAUCAAUCGGUCCUCGAUCGCGCCCAAAAUACAGUCCAGCAAGACCUACUUGUGCUUGAUCAAGAAGAAGAGGAUCCACUCGACGGCAAUCACGAGCCACAGUCAGGUGCGUCCACUGUCUCUGCUCCUACUCUCGUCUCGCCGAUUUCAGACGCCGCCGACGGCGACCCGACGCCUCUGGUCUCGCAGGCAGUCCAGCCUCGCCGACCGAACAAGCGGAAGAAGAGCGCCAGCAGGAAGAAGCUGGAAGCCAUCGAGAAGAAAGUGCGAAUCCUCAUGAAGAAUCUGAAUCCCAUCCCUUUCUUGCCCUCCGAAACCAAAUCCCUCGAUUUUGACAAGCACGAGAGGCUCUUGAAGCGGCUCGGCUUGUGGGAAUUCGUUCACAUCGAGUUCGACCGCAGCAUUCGCGUCGAUCUUCUUGCCCAGUUGAUCGCGUGCUACGACCAGAAAAUGCGGGCUAGCUACGUGAACGAGGUUAGGAUUAUGGUGAAUCGGGCCGACUUGGGUCGGGCUCUGAAGCUGCCGGUGAAGAAGGAGAAGGGUAAUGCUACGGCAUCGUCGGGCGAAGCUGUGGAUUUGGACUUGGAGACUUUGUCAGAGGAGUCAAUAGCGUUUGUCGAAGAUUUUGUGUCGAAUUGGGUGUUGUUGCACGGGGAUACUUGGAUGAUGCCAGCCGAGGUGUUGAGUUGGACGAGGGCGAUCAAGGAUGGGCACCCGGAGAAGGUGGAUUGGGCUGGAUUGAUUUGGUUUAUGGUUGACAAGGAGUUGGUUCAGGGGCACCAAUUGCAGGACUGCUACUAUGCCUCCCAUUUGCAGUGUUUAAUGAAGUCACAGCGAGUGGAGUUGCUUAUGGAAGAACUCAAGGUGGAGCCAGAGGUAGAAGUGGAGGCGAAGGGGGAAGAGGAUAGUGGUGAAGUGAAGAUGGGUGAGGCUGAUGAAUUUCGGGGACAAGAAUCUCAUGACAAUGUUGUGGAGGGACCUAAUGUUGAAUUGACUUUGGGGCAAGAAAUUAUUGAGAAGGAAGAGGUUAAAGAUGGGGACAUGAUGGAUGUGGAGGAAAACAAGGAGGAGGAACAAAGGCAAUGGCUUUUGGAGGGGAAUAAUGACAUGGGUGAUCAUUUCUUGCAGCGUUGUAAUAUGGAAGAGGCAACUGAUACAGAUGGUGCUGAUGAAGAGAGGAUGCAGGGAGAAGAAGAGGAAGAGGAGGAUGGAGAAGAGGAAGAAGCGGAUGGUGAUGAAUAUGAACUUACGACAGAUCACACCAUGGUUAGUGAAGGCUUAACAGGCAAUUCAAUUCGAGGAAUGGACACAAACCAAGUAGCAUUUAGCUAUCCAAGCCAACUUUGUGAUCAGUCUGGUCUGGUGAAUUUUGGUAGCAUAAGCAAGAGAGAGAUGAGUCACGAGCAUGAUAUUGCACAUGAUUCUCUCAAUGGCAGCAAUAAGAGGUUGAGGACUGAUGGAACCUGGGAUCAUAAGCCAUCUGAUUUUGAGAUGUGCAUGGAACAAAUGCAGCACUGGAUGGAAAAGGCUAGGAUGAUGUACGAUACAAAGGAACAAGCCUGUGAAGCAUCAAGUAUGAAUCAGCAACUUUUACUCAGUGAGGUGCAGCAAAGAGACCGUAUGUUUGAACUCUUGCAGAAGGCCAAAUAUGAUGAGCUACAGAAAAAAGAUGAAGAGAUAUUUCGUCUUGAACGCGAAUUAUAUAUGAUGGGUAAUCUCUUAGAGGGUUACAGAAAGGCUUUGAAAGAAACCCACAGAGAGUUCUCGGAAUAUAGACAACGCUGUCCGUUUCCUGAAGAGCCACUUUACAAGGAUGCUGGUCCUGGGGGCCUUGUUCUGAGCACCAUGGAACUGGAAAAACAACGCCUGAAGCAAGAAGAAGAAGAUAGGUUGACUCGUCUGAUGAUUGAAGAGAGGAUAAAAGAGUUUGAAGGAGACUUCAUCUCUAAAUUUGAGGCUCAUUUGAAUGAGGUUCAGAAUCUAAACAAGCAGUUGAUGGAUUUUGAGAAUGAAGUGAAAUUGCUGAAGGAAUUGUCUGCAAAGCGUAAGGUUUCUGGUACUCCUGAAUGUGCAUCACAUGAAUGAUGCACUCAAAACCUUCUCAAUCUGAUGCUAUCGAAAUGUAUGUCCUACUUGGCUUUUAAACUUUACUUAUGAUGAUAUGACAUGCUCUGGACUGUGCAUGGUAUAACAACUUAUAUAUUCUGAUCUAAUUUUGUUGAUCUUGUA
Molecule: messenger RNA, 2600 nt
Organism: Diospyros lotus (date-plum)
Lineage: Eukaryota; Viridiplantae; Streptophyta; Magnoliopsida; Ericales; Ebenaceae
Exons: 1
Coding region: 201-2456 (751 amino acids)
Source: RefSeq, a predicted model, not a curated record